AGAGAGGAGGAGGAGGAGAGGAGGAAGAAGGAGGAAGAGAAGGAGGAGGAGGAAGAAGGAGGGAGGAGGAAGAAGAAGGAGGAGGAGGAGGAGGCGCCCCGGCCGCCGUUGCCACGUCCCCGACGCUUCCCCAGCCGUCGCCUUGUCCACCGGCGCCCUGGCCCCUUCACCACCGCCGCCCUACGACGCCCACUAGAGAAGAGCCAGUCGGAGCGGCGCCGGAGUACCUCGGCGACCCCGAUCGCCUUCCUUGCCGCUGCGGGUCUGCCUGCACCGCAUCGCCUCGCCACUGCACCGACCCGCCACGGCCCCGCUAGCCUGACUCCACCGCCACCCUAGAGGAUGGAGGACCGUGAGUGGAUGUACACGGGCCGCGCAAGUCAGGGUCAGGUCACCAAUGAAUGGAUCGACAAGACUGAUGCUUUCUUGGAACGGGCAUUUGGCGUGGCUGCUAAAGGAGCGAGUAAAAUUUGCUGUCCCUGCAGCAAAUGUGCAAACAGGAAAAGACAAACGAAGAAGGUCAUGGGGGAACAUCUUUGGAAGAAUGGAUUUACGGCAGACUAUACCCGGUGGGUCUACCAUGGUGAAGCCGAUCGUAUGAGAGAGGAGGUGGUGAGACCACGCGUCGAGGAUUAUGAUGCUGAUGCCGGGGUAGCAAACAUGUUAAAUGACUAUCACGAGGCACAGUUCGCUGAAGGACGUACGGAGGAGGAGCCAGAGGCAACCGUAAAGGCAUUCUACGACAUGUUUGCCGCGGCACAGAAACCCCUUCACGGCCAGACAAAGGUUUCUCAACUGGAUGCCAUUGGACGCAUAAUGGCGUUAAAGUCCCAGUAUAGCCUGAGUCGAGACGCCUUCGAUGGUAUGUUGACAGUUAUUGGCAGCCUACUUCCGGAGGGUCACCUUCUGCCAAAGAGCAUGCACGAGUCACAGAAACUCCUUCGUGCACUUAAGAUGCCGUAUGAGCAGAUACAUGCUUGCCCGAAGGGGUGCGUCCUAUUUAGGAAAGAAUACGUGGAAGCAAAGUACUGUCCAAAGUGUAAAUCAUCUAGGUUCCUGGAGGUAGAUUCUGGUGAUGGCCAGAAGAGGCAGCUUGACAUUCCCGUGACAAUCCUACGGCACCUUCCGUUCAUACCGAGGAUCCAACGGCUAUACAUGACCGAGGAAUCCGCGAAACAGAUGACAUGGCACAAAAAUGGCAAACGAUACAAUCCUGACAGGAUGGUACAUGCAUCCGAUGGUGAAGCAUGGACCCACUUUGAUGGCAUUCAUCAUGAGAAAGCUAAAGAGGCUCGUAAUGUACGUGUUGCGCUGGCAACAGAUGGGUUCAAUCCUUAUGGAAUGAUGGCUGCCCCAUACACAUGUUGGCCCGUGUUCGUUAUCCCCCUCAAUCUCCCCCCCCCGGCAUAUGCAGAGGCAUACAUUCUGGAGGAGGUGGCAAACUUCACAACAACAUACUAUGGUGACAACCUCCCUAGCGUGCAUAAUCCACCCCCUCGUUACAAUGCUGGCGAAAAUGAAUCGAACCUCAGCCUUUUCCGAGGGCAACUCGGAAGCGGAAUUUCUUCAUGA
Molecule: messenger RNA, 1572 nt
Organism: Phragmites australis (common reed)
Lineage: Eukaryota; Viridiplantae; Streptophyta; Magnoliopsida; Poales; Poaceae
Exons: 4
Coding region: 343-1572 (409 amino acids)
Source: RefSeq, a predicted model, not a curated record